Acanthaster planci (crown-of-thorns starfish) is the source of this 922-nucleotide messenger RNA. RefSeq lists its product as uncharacterized. NCBI's taxonomy places the organism in Eukaryota, Metazoa, Echinodermata, Asteroidea, Valvatida, Acanthasteridae. The record is from RefSeq and is a predicted model, not a curated record.
UUUUGAGUUCGGUCAUUUUUUCAAAAGAUUGUUUUUUGUUUUGUUUUGAUACUUACAUGUAGAAUUAGUGUGUGAGUCCCUAUUCAGUUCCCUGCAACUUUGCAGUAGAGGUUUCUUCAGUCAGUUUGAGUUUCUCUCAUUGUGAUAGCUUGCUAUUUUUCCAGGUCUGCCUUGUAAUUGAAUGCACCCUAUACGCUUGCAUUGCAUUGGCACACUAUGAUGCUGGACCCCUCACCUGCAUACUGUAUAUCCAUGGCAGAUGGCAAUCAGAUCAAGCCCCUUAUUGUCAUAAUAUGUACUCUUGGAGCAUUGAUGAUGGUCCAAGCAAGAUGGUCAGAUUGUGGAAUCAAAGAGGGCCAGCAGUCUACAACCUUCAGAAGAGGAGUUGAGAAAAAUGUCCAGUUAACGUUUUCUUUAAAAGGCUGUUGUUUGCAAGUGGAUAGAAGCAGAGAUGGUAGUGAGAGUGGAAGAAACAUGUGCUGUCCAUCCAGGAGAAGUCUGUCUAAUGCAGUGAUUCAAUCCUGGCAGGAGGAGUUUCUGUUUUGGUUGCUGUAGCAGAGGCUCCACUAUAAAAUGCUGACCAACCACAGAGGGCACUAUUACCACUCCAUGAAGCCUACUACAUCACACAGUGGUAGUGGAAAGCUUAAAGGGAAAAAAAGAACGGAACACUGCCUUAAUUGCACAGUGGUAAUGGAAAGAGGAAAAAAAAGGACUGAACACUGCCUUAAUGGCACAAUGGUAAUGGGAAGAGGGUGAGAGAAAAGAAGAAUUGAACACUGCCAUAAUCACACAAUGGUAACAGAAAGAGGAAAAAACUGAACACCGCCUUCAUGGCACAAUGGUAAUGAAAAGAGGAAAAAAGAACUGAAUGCUGCCUGAAUUCCCUGAUUUACAUCACAGCAGUAGCCCCCCCCACACU